Messenger RNA from Pelobates fuscus (common spadefoot toad), 804 nucleotides. It is a transcript of the gene TEN1, whose product is annotated as TEN1 subunit of CST complex. Gene Ontology annotation, biological process: negative regulation of telomere maintenance via telomerase. Gene Ontology annotation, molecular function: telomeric repeat DNA binding; telomerase inhibitor activity; single-stranded DNA binding. The coding region runs from base 249 to 620 and encodes 123 amino acids. Lineage: Eukaryota; Metazoa; Chordata; Amphibia; Anura; Pelobatidae. The record is from RefSeq and is a predicted model, not a curated record. Gene Ontology annotation, cellular component: CST complex. The transcript is spliced from 5 exons.
ACAACUCCCGGCAUGCCUUGCGCGCUCAUUUUCACACAUUGUAUGAAUAUGGCUGGGUGAAGAAGGGUGUCUUCAUAAAGCUAAACCUAUCUAAACCAGGACCGUGCUCAACUGGCACUCUCAGCAAAUGAACACAACCCUGCAUGGCCUUGCCUUGCUCAGUGGAGCUAACUGGAUUUUACUGUAAGGAGAAUCCAGGAAGCAGGAGCUGCAGGUGCCAAGCAAGACCCAGAGCCCCCUGACAAAAAAUGCUUCCAGCAGCUGCAGAAUAUAAAUACCUUUGGGAAAUAAGUUCUGGAAAAGUGUCUGGCGGAGCAACUGUGCGAACGUUUGGCAGACUUAACAGUUAUGAUAUGGCUAACUCGGAAGCCAUACUUGCAGUACAACACGCUUCUACCCAGCACCAGCUACAAGUGCGCACAACUCUUGUAGAGCCCUUUUCUGCCCACUUAGGAUCAUAUUACAUGGCAUUGGGGGAAUUGGAGUCCGAUGCCAGUCCCAUACUGUGUGCGCGCUUGUUGGUUUGCAUUGAUGGUGCUGACCUUUCUCUUCUCCAGCAAGCAGUGGAAGAACAGAGAAGUUAUCUUCAAGGAAGACAUGAAGACACUGGUGGGAGAUGACAAAUGCCCAAAUCAUUUAUGUAUUACUUGUCUAUACACUGAAGCUGCUUUUAAAUAUGUGCAGCUUAAAUAUAAAUGUGCAGUCCUCCUCUAAUACAUACUCCAGACUGUGCACUUUAUCUUGUGAGGCCAUAAACCCAGAUUCGGAGUAGACUAUUUUGUGUUUUCUCUAAAUAACAAUUAA